GGUUUCUACCGUUAAAACACCCUCAUGCAGUCUCAUACUCUCAUGGACUUUCUGGUCGAGCCGUCGAGGCAUAUGAAAGCUAUUAAUCCUUCCUAAUUUGGAAUGCUUGAUCGGCGUGGCCCGCCGGUCUGGAUCGUUGGCCUACUCAAACAGUGAAAGCGUCCUUCCUUCCCUCCCAUACAGUGUGAGAGAACUGACUACUCGCAGGGAAAACUAUUGCGAUCUGCAGAAGCUCGUAAUUUGAUUUUUGAUCGGAUUUCGUUGCGAAUGGAACGAGGAAGAUAGCAAUUUCAUCUGCGGACGUUGUGAACUUUAAACGAAGAGAGAGGAAAAAACAAGAAAACCCUAAGUUUCGCCAUCGAAUGGAUGCGAAGGACAUUCUAGGUUUGUCCAAAACCUCUUUCUCUGCUCCUCAGGAGAAGAAACCUCGUCCGCAGAAGGAUUCUCAGAGAAAACCAGAUGGCAUUUCUCGAGAGGUCUAUGCGCUUACAGGUGGUUUGGCACCACUCAUGCCUUCUGUCGACGUCUCUCACUUGAAACGACAAUCUCAGCCGGACAAUGAAAAGAUUACUUGGAGGUGGCUUCCUUUCACAUCUUCAGCUCGAACAGAUAACUUGCAGCUUUAUCAUUGGGUCAGAAUCGUAAACGAUGUUCCACCUACUGGUGACUAUUCUUUUGCCAAGUAUAACAAGUCUGUAGACAUUGUCAAAUACACUGAAGAGGAGUAUGAAAAGUAUUUGACUGAUCCUAUGUGGACCAAAGAAGAGACAGAUAAACUAUUUGACUUGUGUGAAAGGUUUGAUCUACGUUUCAUUGUUAUAGCUGACAGGUUCCCUUCAUCUCGAACUGUGGAAGAGUUGAAGGAUCGCUAUUAUUCUGUAUCUCGAGAAAUUUUGCUUGCUAGAGCUGCUUCUUCUGCUGAUGUCGCUGGACACCCUCUUGUUAAGGAACCGUACAAUGUCGAACAAGAAAUUGAGCGCAAGCGUGCACUGUCAAUGGUUCUCUCUCAAACAAAGCAGCAAGAACGCAAGGAUGCCGAGGUUCUUGCUGAAGCAAAGCGAAUAACAGAGUCACGCAUGAUUGAUAAGGGUGCUGAAGAAGCUGAGUUGCACGCGACAUCCACUGUUGGUGCAGAAAAUGCAGAAAGGGCUAUUGUCGAUGUUGAAUCUGUGUCACCAUCUUCCAACAAUCAGCUUCCAACUGCAGUUGUUGCACCUCCAACAGCAACUGGUGAUGGUACUUCUACUCCAUCAUCUCUUCGCUUGCUUCGGGUGUAUUUGAGAACCGAUGCGCUUGAUCAAAUGGUGCAAGCUGCAAGCUCAUCUGCUGGACUUCGAACAGUCAAGAGGGUUGAGCAGACUUUACAAGAUCUUGGGGUUAAUGUAAAACCAAAAGUUCCAACAAAAUCUGUUUGCGCUGAACAUCUUGAGUUAAGGAAGGAGAUACUAACUCUCCUUAAUCUCCAGAAACAGUUGCAAAAUAAAGAGGCAGAAGCUUCAUCACUUCGUGACAAUUCAUACACUGACAUUCCAAGUACUCCCAAGCAGCGUGCAAAUCGUGGUGUGGAUCAGGAUCGGUCGUUCAUUCCCGACUCUCUUAGUUUUGGAGGAGAAAGAGUUGGCAAGCGUGACCAAAAGCGCAAGGCUCCUGGAAGAUUUUCAGAAGCACCGCCGUCGCCUCCUCAGUCUAAGAGACCUCGAAAGUUUAAGGCUUCUGAUGGAUAAUUUAGAGGUAAAUAAGUAAUUGGGAAAAGUUUGUCCAAUAGGCCUGCCUGGAAAGGAAUGUCCAAGCUGAUGAUUCGCAUUUUUGCUACAUGGAAAGAUUGAUGUGGCAAUUUUGAAUAGGAUAUCUAGGGAAUGGUGCGGAUUGGCCGUUUGUCAAAUUUCAGAACCCAAUUCAUUCAAAUAUAUCCUCAUAUGUAUUGACAUGCAUCCCUAGGUAUGUUCAUGCAUGCCUAUAAUUACUCCAA
Messenger RNA from Macadamia integrifolia, 1969 nucleotides. Its product is annotated as SWR1-complex protein 4-like. Gene Ontology annotation, cellular component: nucleus; Swr1 complex; NuA4 histone acetyltransferase complex. The record is from RefSeq and is a predicted model, not a curated record. The transcript is spliced from 16 exons. Bases 363 to 1724 code for a protein of 453 amino acids. Gene Ontology annotation, molecular function: transcription corepressor activity. NCBI's taxonomy places the organism in Eukaryota, Viridiplantae, Streptophyta, Magnoliopsida, Proteales, Proteaceae. Gene Ontology annotation, biological process: negative regulation of transcription by RNA polymerase II; chromatin remodeling; DNA repair.